AUGUGUUCCCUGGUGAGCGGAAGUAAUCUUUUGUCCAUAUUCACCAUGAUACUCAUUGGGAAUUGCUAUGCUAAUCCGGUUCUGAAAUCGGCACCGGGCAUAGAAAUUCUUCCGGCAGCUUUUUCUAAUGGGAAUGAACCAAAUUACAUUAUAGUGGAUGAUGGUAACAGACCAACGUUACCAGACCCAGUGAUAGCGAAACUUUCGCAAUUUCCAGUAGAAAUCACAACACAGCAACCAAUUGUGUAUCAUCCAGCACUCCAACCAAUCCAGCCUCAGCAACCACUACAGAUCCGGUACCAACAACUCCAGUCACAGCCCCAACAGGUUCAGUAUCAACAACUACAGCCACAACAAAUUUGGUAUCAACAAAUGCAGCAAGUGGUUUAUCAACAGCCUCGACAACUUCAGUACCAACAAACAACGUAUCAACCACAACCGACGGCCUACUAUUCGCAGCAACCUGUGCAGUACGUGCAACCAGUGUAUGCGUACUCACCUUACAAUACUCAGCCAGUCCGCCCAGUUGGCACCCGACCGGAUGCGCAAUCUUCAACUCCUAGUUUUUUCGACACAAUCGCUCGUGUAUUCGGUCUCAAUACUGGAAGUAGCUCAAGAACCACGGGGCCUUCUAGGACCUCCUCAUCCGCAUUGGGACUUUUGGGUAGUGCUUUAGGACUUGGAUAG
Anopheles marshallii is the source of this 687-nucleotide messenger RNA. RefSeq lists its product as uncharacterized. NCBI's taxonomy places the organism in Eukaryota, Metazoa, Arthropoda, Insecta, Diptera, Culicidae. The record is from RefSeq and is a predicted model, not a curated record. Bases 1 to 687 code for a protein of 228 amino acids. The transcript has 5 exons.